This is a messenger RNA of Ectocarpus sp. CCAP 1310/34, 542 nucleotides long. Lineage: Eukaryota; Phaeophyceae; Ectocarpales; Ectocarpaceae. The record is from the annotation of a GenBank genome assembly.
AUGCAGCGGUGGUUCCACAAGCUCCUUAACACCAAGUCGCCGACCAUCGACCUGCAUGCGACCGACAGAGUCAAGCAGUGGCCCACGUGCGUUCCGCUCGACGACAUCCCGUCUCUAUUCGAGGUUGAGGAGGCGGUGCGGGGAAUGGCCAACAGGAAGGCCGUCGGGCCGGACGACCUACCGGCUGAGCUGAUCAAGCUGUUCCUGGAUGGAGACCGAGGCUUCCUCCGCGAAUUCCACGCCAUCGUCGUGGACGUGUGGCAGACGGGGAACGUACCGCAGCAGUGGAAGGACGCCACCAUCAAGGUUCUGUUCAAGAAGGGGGACACGAUGGAGUGCGGCAACUACCGGGGCAUCUCUCUCGUUGCACACGCCGGCAAGGUGCUGCUUAAGGUCGUUGCAACACGCCUAAGCCACUACUGCGAGCGAGAGGGCAUCCUCCCGGAGGAGCAGAGCGGUUUCCGCCCACACCGGUCGACGCUCGACAUGCUGUUCGCGAUCCAGCGGCUCCAUGAGCUCGCGAGGAAGAAGAGUACUGCGGU